AUGAAGUUCUGCAAAAAAUACCAAGAGUACAUGCAAGGACAAGAGAAUCAAAUGCCUGGGGUUGGCUUCAAGAAGCUUAAGAAGAUAUUGAACAAGUGUAGGAGGGAUGUUCAAUCCAAGAAACACCUCCAUGGUCAUGGGGCUUUUCUUGACCUUCAAUCUUGCCUUCGCCAUUGUCCAGUUUGCGACGGGACCUUCUUCCCGUCCCUUCUCAAGGAAAUGUCUGAUGUAGUAAACUGCUUCAAUGAGCGUGCCCAGAAAUUGCUUGAACUACACCUUGCUUCUGGCUUCAGAAAGUACUUCAUUUGGUUCAAGGCCAAGCUUCAAGGAAGCCAUAUUGCCUUGAUUCAAGAAGGGAAGGACCUGGUUAACUAUGCAAUGAUUAAUGCUAUCGCUAUCAGGAAAAUACUCAAGAAAUAUGAUAAGGUUCAUUACUCCAAACAAGGGCAAGCCUUCAGGUCACAAGCACAAAGCAUGCACAUUGAAAUCUUUCAAUCACCAUGGUUAUGUGAGCUCAUGGCUUUCCACGUAAAUUUGAGGGAAACAAAGGCCAUAUCAGGGAAGGCCCCUGCUUUGUUUGAGGGCUGUUAUCUCACUUUCAAUGAUGGCAAACCAUUCCUGUCGUGUGAACUCUUUGAUUCUGUCAAGCUUGAUAUUGACUUGACUUGCUCUAUUUGUUUAGAUACAGUGUUUGAUCCAGUAUCUCUCACUUGUGGCCAUAUAUUCUGCUCCAUUUGCGCUUCUUCAGCUGCAUCAGUGACCAUUGUUGAUGGACUAAGAGCAGCCAAUCCAAAAGAAAAGUGUCCUUUAUGUCGAGAGGCGGGAAUUUAUGAAGGUGCUGUACAUUUGGAUGAGCUUAGUAUAUUGUUGAGGAGAAGCUGCCGUGAAUACUGGGAGCAGCGACUUAAGAAGGAAAGAGUGGAGAGAGUUCGGCAGGCAAAGCAACACUGGGAAUCCCAGUGUCAGGCAUUCAUUGGACUCUGAUUAUCACUUCCUUCUUUUCCCCUGUAAAUCCUUUUUUU
Molecule: messenger RNA, 1022 nt
Organism: Gossypium arboreum
Lineage: Eukaryota; Viridiplantae; Streptophyta; Magnoliopsida; Malvales; Malvaceae
Product: probable E3 ubiquitin-protein ligase BAH1-like 1
Exons: 6
Coding region: 1-984 (327 amino acids)
Molecular function (GO): metal ion binding
Source: RefSeq, a predicted model, not a curated record